Molecule: messenger RNA, 996 nt
Organism: Alternaria atra
Lineage: Eukaryota; Fungi; Ascomycota; Dothideomycetes; Pleosporales; Pleosporaceae
Exons: 1
Coding region: 1-996 (331 amino acids)
Molecular function (GO): nucleic acid binding
Source: RefSeq, a predicted model, not a curated record
AUGACCCGCCCCGUCGACCAGAACGGCCGCAAACUGGCUCCUACGACACUGCAAGCAGUCCUCAAUCGCGUUGAAGUCGGAGUCAACGAUACUCAAAUAUAUUACCAGACUGGUGUUAAUCCUAAGUGUACGCGUAAAAAGCGACGUAACUUGGAGGCAUGGGGUCAGCCGUACGCGCCGACCUGUGUGAAGAUCGGACGACCGAGCACGCUUCGAGACAUCCACAGGCGCCGCCUGCGCGAGUAUCUUGAAGGCAGACCGCACGCAUACCUAGAGGAGAUAAAGGACUGGUUAUACGACGAGUUUGACAUACCCGUGAGCAUCAAGUUGGUGUAUCGCGAGCUCAAGAAGAUGAAAUGGAGCCGCAAAGUUGCGACCAAAAGAGCGAGCGAGCAGUCUGACGCGUUGCGCAGAGUUUUCAGAGCAAGGGUGCAGUUGAACUACACCGCUGAGCAGAUUGUCGCGAUUGAUGAGAGUGCUUGCAAUGAGCGUACUGGCGAUCGCAAGUAUGGUUGGAGUCCUGUUGGUCGCUCUGUUGAACUGGAGUACUCCAUGAAACGGUCAGAGCGAUGGAGUCUGCUGCCGGCAAUGACAGUGGAUGGUUACCUUGCGCACCGCGUCUUUCAAGGCGCUAUUACUGCUGAAAUCAUGGAGGAGUUCUUGCAAAAAGAUGUGCUGCCGCUCUUGCAACCUGGGUAUCACGUACUGUUGAUGGACAACGCGUCCAUCCACCGCUCUCCGACAAUUAUCCAGCUUUGCAGAGACUUUGGCAUACAUCUAGAGUACCUGCCGCCAUACUCUCCUGACUACAACCCCACCGAGCGGAGCUUUAAGGUGUUAAAAAGUUGGAUUAAAAGACACCUUGAUGAGCAGGCUGAGUGGAACAACUUUAGUUACUUUCUAGAGUACGCUGUACAGAGCGCGUGUUACAAGACUGACUGUAGAGAGUGGUACAAGAAGUGCGGGUUGCCUGAUGUUAAUGAUUAUGAUGUCUAA